Molecule: messenger RNA, 3077 nt
Organism: Pelobates fuscus (common spadefoot toad)
Lineage: Eukaryota; Metazoa; Chordata; Amphibia; Anura; Pelobatidae
Gene: TMEM269
Product: transmembrane protein 269
Exons: 7
Coding region: 1586-2311 (241 amino acids)
Biological process (GO): phospholipid biosynthetic process
Cellular component (GO): membrane
Molecular function (GO): phosphotransferase activity, for other substituted phosphate groups
Source: RefSeq, a predicted model, not a curated record
ACAAUGUGUCCAGGUAAGAGGGGCUCAGCUCCUGGACCCCCAUCAAUCACACAGGGAGCAGGAGGUAUGACUGGCCAGGAUGGAAUUUUCCUAGUGAAAUGAACCGCGCGGGGGCACCAGAGAGCUGAGAGAGGCCAUGAGAAGGUUCUGGUAUUCCCAGACACAGCAUAAUACCCCCUGGCUGCAAGACUAGGGCAGCUAGACAGCUACACAGCACUCACCUGGAGAACACUGACAGCCAGCACUUACCUGGAGAACACUGACAGCCAUCCAGCAUUCACCUGGAGAACACUGACAGCCAGCACUUACCUGGAGAACACUGACAGCCAGACAGCAUUCACCUGAAGAACCCUGACAGCCAUCCAGCAUUCACCUGGAGAACACACUGACAGACAGACAGCAUUCACCUGGAGAACACUGACAGCCAUCCAGCAUUCACCUGGAAAACACUGACAGCCAGACAGCACUCACCUAGAGCACACUGACAGCCACACUUACCUGGAGAACACUGACAGACAGACAGCACUCACCUGGAGAACACUGACAGACAGACAGCACUCACCUGGAGAACACUGACAGCCAGCACUCACCUGGAGAACACUGACAGCCAGCACUCACCUGGAGAACCCUGACAGCCAGACAGCACUCACCUAGAGCACACUGACAGACAGCACUUACCUGGAGAACACUGACAGCCAGCACUCACCUGGAGAACCCUGACAGACAGACAGCACUCACCUGGAGAACACUGACAGCCAGACAGCACUCACCUGGAGAACACUGACAGCCAGACAGCACUCACCUAGAGCACAGUGACAGACUGCACUCACCUGGAGAACACUGACAGACAGGCAAUACUCACACUGAAUCCCAGAGCUCCCCACCUCUGCCUCUUAUCCUGACUCCCAGAGCUCCCCACCUCUGCCUCUUAUCCUGACUCCCAGAGCUCCCCAUCCCUGCCUCUCAUCCCAUUCUUGCUUCUCAUCCUGAAUCCUAGAGCUCCCCAUCUCUGACUCUCAUCCUGAAUCCCAGAGCUCCCCAUCCCUAAAUCUUAUCCUGAAUCCCAGAGCUCCCCAUCCCUGCCUCUCAUCCUGAAUUCCAGAGCUCCCCAUCCCUUACCCUCACCCUGAAUCCCAGAGCUUUCUAUCCCUGACUCAUUUAACCCCAGGGCUCCCCAUCCUUACUUCUCACCCUAAAGCCCAGAGCUCCCAAUCCCUGACUCACACCCUGAGUCCUAGAGCUCCCCAUCCCUGACUCUCACCCUGAAUCCCAGAUCUCUAUAUCGCUGCCUCUCAUCCUGAAUCCCAGAGUUACCUAUCACUUUCACCCUUAAUCCCAGAGCUCCCCAUCCCUGCCUCUCGUCCUGAAUCCCAGAGCUCCCCAUCCCUGCCUCUCAUCCUGAAUCCCAAAGCUCCCCAUCCCUCCCUCUUCCUAUGACAGAGGUAUUUCCUGUUUGGGAUGCUGGAUUGAUAUUCGGGCUGAUUGACUGGUGAAGCUUUAACAGCCGCACCGUUACCUCACACAGGCUGCUCUACUGGGCCAAUAGUCAUCGUUAACAGACACCCUGUGCCAGUAACAGACGAAUAUGUUAAUGCAGCUGGCUUCAUCUGAGCUUGCACACUACACCAGGAGACUGAUCCAAAGCUGGCGACUUUCUCAUUGCCAGACUGUAGAAUUUGUCAGGAAAAAUGCUGCCAAUUUUCUGUCACUGUCCAACCUUCUCAUGGGGCUUACAUCCAUACUGUGUACGCUGAAUGGGUUUGGCCAAUGGGCAUGCUGGCUGCUUCUGGUAGGUUUCAUGCUGGAUUUGGCAGAUGGAGCUGUCGCAAGGCAAUUCAACGCGUGUUCUGCUUUGGGUGCGAAACUAGAUGACUUUGCAGACUUCACAUCGUUCGGGGUGGCGACUGCGUUGCUGCUGCACACACACAGCAUCGUAGACGGAUUCCUGGUCAUUGUUUACGCUCUGGCUGUAUUCGUGCGUCUCUGCUUCUUUACAAGUGAAAUUCCCUUCAUUUACCGAGGACUUCCUUGUACCUACGCGUCCGCCAUCUUGGCGUGCACGUCUCUGCUGACCGGAAGUCAUUUAGUUGUCUUGCGUGUAGUCUCUGUCAUAAUGAUCCUCUUUAUGGUUGACCAAGGUUUCUAUCCCCACGACAAGAUCCUGGAGUCUCAAUUGUGGAAAAAGAUGGUCUUCAUAGGAGGCAUACUGAUUAUGUUCUGCGCCUUCUCCCCGCUGGCCUGCUUAUACCACCUUGCCUGGUCCAUUUCCUACGUCCUGUUUGCAGAUACAUUAUGGAACCUUAAGGUCUAAUGUUACGUUUCAUAGUGAGGAGUAUUUAGGUCCAUUUCCUACUUGCGAUGCUCUGGGUGCGGAUGCCCAGCAAUGAGAUCAGUCUACUCUACAGGAAGCUUUCUGUUAGUAGAGGACAUGGCACCUCCAAAGUUCCAAGUUCAGUCUCUUCUUUGGGAAACUAAAGAGGUAGCAGAUGACAUCUCCAGCUUCACACUCCUCAAUGAAAAACACUCUUCAAGAACCUGUUUGCAGAAGGCAUCUCUGAUUUAAGUCUCCACCUUGUAACACUUUGGGUUGUAGGAGAAACCUCUGACUAAUUAAUUUAUUGGUUAAUAGAGGAACUAAGUGGGGGAGGUUAGCUCUGAGAUCAAACUCCAUCUUGCAACAUUGUGAGUGGCAGAAGAUAGGUCCGAGUUCAUUAUUCUCCUUUGAAAACAGUAGGUGGAAGAGGAAAGCUCUAAAUCCACUCCUCUCCUUUGAAAAAUUAAAGUUCUCUUGAAAUAUCACUUGGGUUAGAAUCACCGUGAUGACACACCUGUCCUGAAUUGAGCAUCUUUGUGUGAUGAUGUGGGCUACAUAGAAAUGCCAUCAGAUUAGCAGUAUUUACUAUUUAACUGCUCACAUAUAUAACCAGAAGUUGCUGAAUUAUUUUUAUGAUCAAAAUAUGAAAACAUCAAGUGAUGAGUGGUUUCAAUAUAUAAUGAUAGAUUGUGCUCAUCAGGGCUGCCAUCAGAAAUUUUGGGGGCCCUGACAAAGCACAAGGUCUGCCCCCCCCCCCCCUCCU